Molecule: messenger RNA, 1821 nt
Organism: Bicyclus anynana (squinting bush brown)
Lineage: Eukaryota; Metazoa; Arthropoda; Insecta; Lepidoptera; Nymphalidae
Product: ecdysone oxidase-like
Exons: 3
Coding region: 1-1821 (606 amino acids)
Molecular function (GO): flavin adenine dinucleotide binding; oxidoreductase activity, acting on CH-OH group of donors
Source: RefSeq, a predicted model, not a curated record
AUGGCGUUCGACGGCAUAGUCACCGUGCAGCGCGCGCUGAGCGUGGUCGCCCUGCUGCUCUCCUCGUACUUGUUCCCGGAGCAGACGCAAGUGAGAGAUUACCACAAAUACGACUUCAUAGUAGUGGGCGGCGGCGCAGCCGGCGGCGCGGCGGCGGACCGGCUGUCCGAGUGCGGCCGGUACGACGUGCUGGUGGUGGAAGCCGGCGGCGACCCGCCCACGGAGUCCGUCCUGCCAGGGCUGUUUUCUUUUCUACCACACUCGAAGUACGAGUGGAACUUCACCUCCGUGAACGACAGCGAGUACCUCAAAGAGUCGCACGGCAUCGGGGCGCUGGGCUUGACGUCGGGCCGCAUGCUGGGCGGCGGCAGCAGCAUCAACUACAUGAUCUACGCGCGCGGCUGCCCCGGCGACUUCGACUCCUGGGCUGACGACACGAAGGAUGACCGAUGGAACUAUGACAACGUACUCCCUUAUUUUAGGAAGAGUGAGAGACUCGAAAGCUCGGAAAUUCUAUACUCGGCUGACGGAUUCUACCACGGCACCGACGGAUUCUUGGGUAUCACUAGAGAAGGCAGGCCGGACACGGCCAGGUACUUAGACGCUUUUAAGGAAGCGGGACACAAAAUUUUAAACGACGCAAACGGUAGAGACAACAUAGGCUUCACUUUACCUCAAUACAUGAUCUCCGGGGGGAUGAGGCAGUCGUCGGCGUACGUUAAUUUAGGAGCUCACAAAGAUCGAACGAAUUUACACGUUUUGAAAAAUUCACUCGUCGUCGAAGUCAUUUUCGAUAGCGACAAUAACGCGAUCGGAGUCAAAGUAGUAACCGAUGACAACCGCGUGAUAACAGUUCUAGCGAACAGAGAAGUGAUCCUGUCCGCCGGCGCGUUCAACACUCCCAAGCUGCUCAUGCUGUCCGGCGUCGGACCGAAACAACACUUGCAGUCCUUGGGAAUCAAAGUCAGAAGCGAUCUGCCGGUCGGCAAGAACUUGCAAAACCAUGUUUUGAGCUUGGUAUCUUUUAAAAUGGAAAACUCCACCGCAAAGAGCGCCCCUCAAGAUCCUCACGAAAUGCCAUUCCCAAUCGUCCUGGGCUACGGAAGGGUCGACGAGUCGCAAACUUGCCCCGAGUACCAAGUCUUCAAUUUCAUUAUUCCGAAUGACUCCGAAGCACCAUUCGAUUUGUGUUCAUUCAACUUGGGUUUCACGGAACCCAUCUGUCAGGGUUUCCUCGACGCCGUCAAAGGCAGGAACACUCUGCUCGCCACCAUCACCGUUCUGCACCCCGAGUCUAAAGGUCAGGUGACACUUCGCAGCACCGAUCCGUUCGACCCGCCGCUCAUAGAGCCCCGGAUCCUUUCCGAAGAGAGAGACCUGGACGCUUUCACGAGCUACCUGCAAGACUACCUGCGGGUUCUCAACACGACUUACUUCAGAAGUGUCAAUGCCGAAGUGGUAGAGCUGGAUCUGCCCGGCUGCAAGAGCCACGAGUUCGGCAGCAGAGCGUACUGGAAGUGCUACCUGCGCUACAUGAACGGCGGCAUGUUCCACGACGUGGGCACGUGCAGCAUGGGCGCCGUGCUGGACAGCGAGCUACGCGUGCUGGGCGUGCGGCGGCUGCGCGUGGCCGACACCAGCGCGCUGCCCAGCCUGCCCAGCGGGAACACCAACGCGGCCGCGGUGCUGGUCGCCGAGCGGCUGGCCGACCUGCUGAAGCGCGACCACCCCGUAGAGUUCGUGCCCAAAGGCGGCUGCGACGCCGACAGCGGCUAUGUGUCUACCAUUUACUGUUAUGUAAAUCAGUAUUUCGGAUGGUGA